GUAUUCGCACUUGUUGAUCUUAUAGUAUAUAGCUUCUGUUUUUGAUAUUAUUUAUUUCGUAAUUGUCGUUGCUUAUCCGUAAUAGGUUUGUAAUAAUUAAAAAUGGUACGGGCCUGGUACAUGGACGACGAUCCAAGCGAUCAAAGGAACGAACAUCAUAGAAAUCCGCCGGCGUUCAUCGACAUUGAUGAUUUAAAAAAAGUCUCCGGUGUCGAAUAUUUUAAGUUGAAUCCGGCCACGUUUUCAACUGAUGGUGUGUUAGAUAAAAUCAAAAAAGAAAGAGGUUAUACUUACGAGGACGAAUUAGUUUGUUCUAAAGAAUGCCUUCCUAAUUACGAGGAGAAGCUCAAGAUAUUUUAUACGGAGCAUUUACACACUGAUGAGGAGAUCAGGUUGGUUAUUGAGGGCUCAGGAUACUUUGAUGUAAGGGACAAAAAUGAUGAAUGGAUUAGGAUUGAAGUAGUGCCAGGGGAUUUGUUAAUUUUACCUAGUGGCAUUUAUCACAGAUUCACGUUGGAUAAUAAGAAUUUUAUCAAAGCUAAACGGUUGUUUAUUGGUGAACCAGUCUGGACAGCUCACAAUAGGCCAUCAGAUAAUAUGGAGUGCAGAUUGAAAUAUGUGGAAACUUUGAACAGUGGCAAGUUUGUUGCCACAUAAAUUGUUUUUUGUAGAAUGUUAUUAAUGUUUGUAUAUUUUAUCAAUAAAUACUCUAUUUACAGUUGUUUUAAUUAGA
Messenger RNA from Aethina tumida (small hive beetle), 733 nucleotides. It is a transcript of the gene Adi1, whose product is annotated as acireductone dioxygenase. Gene Ontology annotation, molecular function: acireductone dioxygenase [iron(II)-requiring] activity. The record is from RefSeq and is a predicted model, not a curated record. Bases 103 to 657 code for a protein of 184 amino acids. The transcript has 3 exons. NCBI's taxonomy places the organism in Eukaryota, Metazoa, Arthropoda, Insecta, Coleoptera, Nitidulidae.